GCGAUUCCUCUGGUUUUCGGAGGCCUCACCCUCAUCUUUCAUUUCAUAUUUUCUUCGAGGGCCAGUCUCGGGACCCCCAAACCCUAAUCGUCCCAACCGACCUCGACCGCAAAACAUCACCGAGAAAAAAAAAAUGCAGAAUCACAGGCUGAAGCAGCAACAGCAAGCUUUGAUGCAGCAAGCUCUUCUUCAACAACAGUCUUUGUACCACCCUGGCCUCCUAGCUCCUCCUCAGAUUGAGCCAAUUCCAAGUGGAAAUCUGCCUCCUGGUUUUGAUCCAAGUACUUGCCGCAGUGUGUAUGUUGGAAACAUACAUACACAGGUAACUGAACCGCUUCUGCAAGAGGUUUUUGCAAGUACUGGUCCUGUUGAAGGUUGUAAACUUAUCAGAAAGGAGAAAUCAUCCUAUGGAUUCAUUCAUUACUUUGAUCGAAGAUCAGCUGCUCUUGCCAUAUUAUCUCUCAAUGGAAGGCACCUAUUUGGGCAGCCCAUCAAAGUUAACUGGGCAUAUGCUAGCGGUCAGAGAGAGGAUACAUCAGGUCAUUACAACAUAUUCGUUGGUGAUCUCAGCCCUGAGGUCACUGAUGCUACAUUGUUUGCAUGCUUUUCUGUUUACCCCAGUUGUUCAGAUGCAAGGGUAAUGUGGGAUCAGAAGACUGGGCGCUCUAGAGGGUUUGGUUUUGUUUCAUUUCGUAAUCAACAGGAUGCUCAAAGCGCAAUAAAUGAUUUGACUGGUAAGUGGCUUGGUAGUAGACAGAUACGCUGCAACUGGGCAACUAAAGGUGCUGGUUCUAAUGAAGACAAGCAAAACUCUGACACAAAAAGUGUGGUUGAACUAACAAAUGGCUCAUCUGAAGAUGGUAAAGAGACAACUAACAGUGAUGCUCCAGAGAACAAUCCUCAAUAUACUACUGUCUAUGUGGGCAAUCUUGCUCCAGAGGUUACCCAGCUUGAUCUCCAUCGCCACUUCCAUGCUCUUGGGGCUGGAGUGAUAGAGGAGGUUCGCAUCCAGCGGGAUAAAGGGUUUGGCUUUGUGAGGUAUAGUACUCAUGCUGAAGCAGCUCUGGCUAUCCAGAUCGGAAAUGCCCAGUCUGUUCUCUGUGGAAAACCUAUUAAGUGCUCCUGGGGUAGCAAGCCCACUCCACCGGGAACUGCUUCGAAUCCUCUCCCCCCUCCUGCAGCUGCACCUCUGCCAGGCAUUUCUGCAACUGAUCUUCUGGCGUACGAGAGACAGCUAGCAAUGAGCAAGAUGGGUGGUGUACAUGCCCUUAUGCAUCCCCAAGGACAGCACCAUCUUAAACAGGCGGCGAUUGGAGGAAGCCAGGCAUUGUAUGAUGGUGGGUUUCAGAAUGUUGCUGCUGCCCAACAAAUGAUGUACUACCAGUAAUAUAAAGGCUUCUCAUUCCGCUAUGGUUUAAUGCUAUCUAUAUAUCAUUAUAUCCUGCCUUGUGCACUUCGAUCCGUGUUUAAUGCCUAUCUAGGGAGCACCUUUUUCUUCCUUUUCUCUACGUCUGUGGUGAGGUAGUUACCCCCCACCUUCUUAGAUAUGUUCAACAUUUGUACGGCUUGUAUCAUGUAUGCGGUUUUCUAUGUAGUAGUGAUGAGUGGUUAUGGCUUUUAGAGGGUAUGGCCGUUCUGUUAUUUUCAUUUGAGCCCUUUAUUUCUUCUUCAUUCCCCUUUGGGCUUUGGUGUCUUCACCGGCACUACAUGUAUGUAACAUUGUGCGAUGGUUUCAUCCUCAUGCCAUCACAUGUUAAGAGGCUCUUAUAUGAUAUCUAGUGAAGUCUUGACACAA
This is a messenger RNA of Prosopis cineraria, 1795 nucleotides long. Its product is annotated as oligouridylate-binding protein 1B-like. The transcript has 12 exons. NCBI's taxonomy places the organism in Eukaryota, Viridiplantae, Streptophyta, Magnoliopsida, Fabales, Fabaceae. Bases 134 to 1387 code for a protein of 417 amino acids. The record is from RefSeq and is a predicted model, not a curated record. Gene Ontology annotation, molecular function: mRNA binding.